Messenger RNA from Hirsutella rhossiliensis, 1806 nucleotides. RefSeq names its product dak1 domain-containing protein. Gene Ontology annotation, biological process: glycerol catabolic process. The record is from RefSeq and is a predicted model, not a curated record. Gene Ontology annotation, molecular function: glycerone kinase activity; ATP binding. NCBI's taxonomy places the organism in Eukaryota, Fungi, Ascomycota, Sordariomycetes, Hypocreales, Ophiocordycipitaceae. Gene Ontology annotation, cellular component: cytosol. The transcript has 2 exons. Bases 1 to 1806 code for a protein of 601 amino acids.
AUGUCGUCUCGCAAGCACUUUAUCAAUGACCCAACCCACCUCGUCGCCUCGGCCUUGCACUCUCUCACCCUGACAAACCCCAACGUCGCCGUCGAUGCGGCCAACAAGAUUGUCUACCGGCGGCCCUCGCCCUCGGCCGACGACCACGCCCAAGUGGCGGUCGUGUCUGGCGGCGGAUCCGGGCACGAGCCGUCCUUUGCCGGCAUGGUGGGCGCGGGAAUGCUCUCGGCGGCCGUGGCGGGCUCCAUCUUCGCGAGCCCCUCGGCGGAGCAGGUGCGGACGGCCAUGACGGCCAGGGUCGACGCCGGGGCGGCCGGGGUGCUGGUCGUCGUCAUGAACUACACGGGCGACGUGCUCAACUUCGGCGUCGCCGUGGAAAAGGCCAAGGCCGCCGGGCUGCGCGUCGAGAUGGUGGUUGUCGGUGAUGAUGUCGGCGUCGGCAGGGCCAAGGCCGGAAAGGUUGGCCGGCGCGGCAUCGCGGGGACGGUGCUUGUGCUCAAGAUUGCCGGCGCCAUGGCGGCCCUGGGCCGGCCGCUGGACGAGGUGGCCAGGGUCGCGAGGCUCGCGGCCGCAAAUGUCGCCAGCGUCGGGGCCAGCCUCGCACACGUCCAUGUCCCCGGCCGGGCGACAGACAUCGAGGCCGAGCAUGACGGGCUGGGCCCCGACGACGUCGAGGUCGGCAUGGGCAUCCACAACGAGCCGGGCUGCGGGCGCGCCGAGCUCCACCUGCCGCGGCUGGUGAGCACGAUGCUGGCCCAGCUGCUCGACGCCGCGGACCGCGACCGGGCCUUUCUCUCCGUCGACAGCUCCGCCGAGGUGGUGCUGCUCGUCAACAACCUCGGCGGCGUCAGCGUCCUCGAGAUGGGCGGCGUCACGGCCGAGGUGGUGGCCCAGCUGCGCGACGGCUACGGCGUCCGUCCCGCGCGCGUGCUGAGUGGCACCUUUAUGACCAGCCUCAACGGGCCGGGCUUCAGCAUCUCGCUCCUCAAAGUCGUCGACACCGGCAUCGGCGCCGGCGCCGGCAUGCUCGAGCUGCUGGACGCGCCGUGCGAGGUCACCGGCUGGUCUGCGCCGAUCCGCACGGCGUCGUGGGACGCCCGGAACACGGCGACGAGGACCGACGAUGCCAAAGCAGAGCAGGCGGUUCAGCCGAGCGGGCUAAAGAUGGAGGAUCCCCAGCGUGUUCAGUCGGCCUUGGUUCGUGCCCUGGAGAGGGUGGUGGAGGCGGAACCGGAGGUUACGAGGUUCGACACCGUCGUUGGAGAUGGAGACUGCGGCAUCGGGCUCAAGAGAGGCGCCCAAGAGAGGCGCGCAGCAAUCCUCAAGCAUCUCGAGCAGAGGCCCCUGACGGGCGACGCCGUCGUCGACGUCUCCUCCAUCGUGCCCGUCGUCGAAAGCACCAUGGACGGCACCUCGGGCGCCCUCUACGCCAUCUUCCUCAACGCCCUGGUCCACGCCCUGCGCGCCUCGCCGCCCGGCAGCAGCACGACCCCGCGAUUCUGGGCCUCGGUCCUCGAGCAGAGUUGCGACGCCCUGGCAAAGUACACGCCCGCCCGCCCGGGAGACAGGACUCUCGUCGACGCCCUGUACCCCUUUGUCGAGGUGCUGGGCAGGACCGGCGACGUCGGCGAGGCGGCGCGCGCGGCUCGCAGGGCGGCCGACGAGACGAGGGGCAUGCAGGCCAGUCUCGGGCGGACCGUCUAUGUCGGCGGCAGCGGCUACGAGCAGGUGCCUGAUCCCGGCGCCUGGGGGCUGGCCUGUUUCUUCCUGGGGUUGGCGGGUGCGGAGCCGGCCGAACGGGGCUGA